Molecule: messenger RNA, 6221 nt
Organism: Cyprinodon tularosa
Lineage: Eukaryota; Metazoa; Chordata; Actinopteri; Cyprinodontiformes; Cyprinodontidae
Gene: scube3
Product: signal peptide, CUB domain, EGF-like 3
Exons: 23
Coding region: 388-3435 (1015 amino acids)
Biological process (GO): signal transduction
Cellular component (GO): cell surface
Molecular function (GO): calcium ion binding
Source: RefSeq, a predicted model, not a curated record
CGCCGAUCGGACGCUCUUUCCUUUCUCCUCCCCCUUUAGACCCCGUCGAGGACUCCAUCUCUCGCUCCUUUCCCCUCUCUCUCUCUCUUUCUUAAAUUGACACCGUCUCUGGGCUCGAACCAUGAUAAGAGAACAGGCUUAUUGCGCUCCGCGUUGCAGGGUUAUCCUCCACUCCGAUCACCUUCAGCUGAAAUAAGACGCGUAAAGAGGAGAGAGAGAGAGGGAGAGAGGGGGGAGAAAAUAAUCGCACCGUAUCCUGUCAGCGGGGGCUCAGGCGGAGGAGCAAGAGACUAUAUUUCUGCCACACACACCCUUAGAUUUAGUGCUCUUACGCAUCGCAGACCCCACAAAGUGCUCGCCUUGUGUUGAACUAGAGGAAAAGUUAACAUGUAUCUGCAUGCUUUGAUACGCGCAAGCCUUGGAUUUGUAGGUUUCCUUUUGGUCGCCUUUGUCCAACACUCAGCUUCAGGAAGUAAAACCACUCAAGAUGUGGACGAAUGUGCCGAGGCUCUUGACAACUGCAGUAUUGAUGCCAUCUGUCAAAACACCCCAAAAUCUUAUAAAUGCAUCUGCAAGUCAGGCUACAAAGGAGAUGGUAAACACUGUGAAGACGUUGAUGAGUGUGCGACUGAGUACAAUGGAGGGUGUGUCCAUGAGUGCAUCAACAUCCCUGGAAAUUACAGGUGCACCUGCUACGAUGGUUUUCGUUUGGCCCAUGAUGGACACAACUGUCUCGAUGUGGACGAAUGUUCAGAAGGCAACGGUGGAUGCCAACAGAUUUGUGUCAACAUGAUGGGCAGCUAUGAGUGUCGCUGCAGAGAAGGAUUCCUACUGAGUGACAACCAGCAUACCUGCAUUCAGAGACCAAAAGUGCAGCCAGAAGGCACAAAGGAGGGGCCCACCUGCAUGGACAAGAACCACGGCUGCGCGCACAUUUGCAGGGAAGCACAGAAGGGUGGCAUCUCCUGUGAAUGCCGACCUGGAUUCCAGCUCACCCGUAACAUGAAGGACUGCAAAUUGACGUGCAACUACGGCAAUGGAGGCUGCCAGCACAUCUGCGAGGAGACGGACCAUGGCCCCAAAUGUUCCUGCCACAUGAAGUUUGUCCUCCACAGCGAUGGAAAGACUUGUGUAGGAGAGAGGAGUGUCCAGUCCAAGGCAGCCCCACAGCUGUUCCCUAAUGAGACCUGUGCAGUAAAUAACGGCGGCUGUGACAGCACAUGUCACGAUUCAGUGACGGGGGUCCGCUGCAGCUGCCCUGUUGGCUUCACUCUGCAGCCAGACCGCAAGACCUGCAAAGACAUUGAUGAGUGCCGUCUGAACAAUGGAGGUUGUGAUCAUGUAUGCCGAAACACUGUGGGCAGCUUCGAGUGCAGCUGCAAGAAAGGCUACAAGCUGCUUACCAACGAAAGAACUUGUCAAGAUAUAGAUGAAUGUUCUUUUGACCGGGCCUGUGACCACUUUUGUGUCAACUCCGCUGGCAGCUUUCAGUGUAUUUGCAAUAAAGGCUACGUUCUCUAUGGCCUAGCACACUGUGGAGAUAUUGAUGAGUGCAGUAUAAAUCGUGGAGGCUGUAAAUAUGGCUGCAUUAACACCCUGGGGAGCUAUGAAUGUACCUGUCCUCCUGGAUACAAGCUUCACUGGAACAAGAAGGAUUGCAUUGAACUGGUGAAAUGUCCUCCUGGACUUGUGGCCCCGAAGGCCACCUUAACCUGCAGCAGGACGGGCAAAAAGGAGAGUUGUUCUCUUACCUGUGCUUCCAAGGCCUACUAUCUGGCAGGGGCAAAUAACAGCUAUUCAGUCAGCUGCGGCAUCCCAAUUCUCACAGGAAAAUCUCCAGCCAGGAUCAAUUCCAGCAUCAUUCAAGGCUGCGUAGAGACUUUGGCGCCUCCAGUGAAACAGAAGACUUCUUUCAAGAUAAAAAAUGCCAAAUGUCACCUGCACCCAAAGCUGACCGGCAGGACUGAAGACAGGGGACGAAUGCUGGGACCAGGAGGGGGGCAGCCUUGCAGCAACUGCCAGGUAACAUUUGUUAACCUUACAUGCGACUCCUCCAAGAAAGCUAAAGGGCGGCAUGCUCGCAAUCCCUCCAACAAAGGAAUUACCCGCAUCACUUUGGAGCUGGAAGCUGAGGUUAAACCUGGAGACACCACAGGGAGCUGCAAUCUGAGCUGCUUGCGACAGCGUAUGGAGAUGCAAGUGAAAACUUAUAUCAAGGCUCUCAAGAAGUCCAUCAACCAAGAGCGCUUUCUGAUCCGGGUUGCUGGUUUGGAAUAUGAAGUGGCCCAAAAACUUGCUCAGGCUGCACCGAUCCAGGACCACUGUGCUCCAGGCUGGGAGAGGGUCAAUGGCAGAUGUGUUAUAUGCCUACCAGGGUCCUACUACCAUGGGGGACAGGAACGCUGUGUCCAGUGUCCACCCGGGACUUUCCAGGAGAAGGAGGGGCAGCUGGCCUGUGACCUCUGCCCUGGCAGCGAUGGCCAUGGGCCUGUUGGAGCCCGGAACAUCUCCUCCUGUGCAGGCCAGUGCCCAACUGGUUACUUUUCCAGCGACGGCUUCAAACCCUGCCAGCCAUGUCCCCAGGGAACAUACCAGUCAGAUUUAGGAAGGACCCUUUGUUUCCCCUGUGGUGGAGGCCUGAGCACGAAGCGGGAAGGGGCCAGCUCCUUUCAUGACUGUGAAGUCAAAGUCCAGUGUUCUCCAGGUCAUUACUACAACACCACAGUCCACCGCUGUAUUCGCUGCCCAGUGGGGACCUAUCAGACUGAGUUCAGACAGAAUUACUGCAUCACCUGUCCGGGAAACACCACCACUGACUUUGAUGGAGCCACAAGUGUCUCACAGUGCAAAAACAGGCAAUGUGGCGGUGAGAUGGGCGAAUUAAUGGGAUAUAUUGAGUCACCUAAUUAUCCUGGUAACUACCCUGCAAAUGUGGAGUGUAUUUGGAACAUCAACCCACCAAGCAAGCGUAAGAUCCUGAUAGUGGUCCCGGAGAUUUUCCUGCCCUCAGAGGACGAGUGCGGAGACGUUCUGGUUAUGAGGAAAAACUGGUCCGCUACAUCAAUCACCACCUAUGAGACCUGCCAGACAUAUGAGCGUCCCAUCGCCUUCACAGCUCGCUCCAGACGUCUGUGGAUUAACUUCAAGUCUAAUGAGGCCAACAGUGCCAGAGGUUUCCAGAUCCCUUAUGUUACCUAUGACGAGGACUAUGAGCAACUGGUAGAAGACAUUGUGCGAGAUGGAAGACUCUAUGCCUCAGAAAACCAUCAGGAAAUCCUGAAGGACAAAAAAUUGAUAAAGACUCUUUUUGAUGUGCUAGCCAACCCAAACCACUACUUUAGGUACACCCCUCGGGAGUCCAAUGAGAUGCUUCCACGCUCCUUCAUUCGUCUCAUAAGCAGCAAAGUGUCAGCAUUCCUGCGGCCAUACAAGUAAAACCCAGCAACUGCCAAGGAACCUGAUUGCAACACCCACCCGACCAGGCCCACGCCUUCUCCCUGCCUCUCCCUUAACAUUCCCCGCCAAAUUUUAGCCCACAGCUCUUCCAGGACUUCUUAACACAAACCUUAUUAGACACUUCGCUCAGCAGACUUGAGAAAUACCCUACCAUUCAUAGCCCUAUUUGCUCUUUUGGUUUAUUCUAUCUGUCUCAAGGUCUGCAUUCCUGCGCCUCUAGCAUUUAGUGGGAAUGGCGAGUAUGUGAGUUGUUUCUGUGUUGUACAAUGAAACCCUCGCAUCAGAGAAAAAAAAAAGCCUAUUUCAAACAGUAGGAGUGAUGUUUUGUGUGUGUGGUUUGAGCCUGAUAGAGCUUGUUAUUGUGUUUGCUCCCGUUCCUUCCAUUAAGUGUGACUGUUUGUGUUGUGUAAAAGUGUUGUAUAACUCUGGUCCCAUCUUUUGGUGUCUGAGUGCUGUCCUCAAGGAGGAGCAGUAGCUUAAAUCCUGCGAUUUCCAGCUCCUUUGAAGCUCCGGCUGUAUUCAUGAGCUCUUAGAGCCAUUUUCUACUGUUAAAACAGUUCAUCUGGGUUUUGCUCCGUCUGUUUUGGCGGCACCCGUGUUUCUCAGCCUUCAGGGUUAUUCCUUAUGGUUGUUUUAUCGACACCAACUACAAAGCAAACACGCAUGUGUGGUUUCGUCAUUCCAUGGAACCCAGCGGACGUUCGGGGGAGUAAUGAUAGCGAGAGAAGGGAUGUUGUGAUGUCUGGUGGAAACAUGUUUCAGAGAGUGAGAGUAAUGUCUCUGCAAGACAUUAUGUUUGCUGCUUCUUUUUAAAAAGGUCACUUUAAUUCUUCCGCUUCAGUGUCUUUAUAAUUUUUUUAAACAAAGGGAAGCCCAGAAUCUGUAAUAGUUCUGUUUUUACAUCCAAUAAUUGAUAAUCUCUCAUUAUUUUUCUGUGGAUUUUAUCGGUUAUCUUGUGUUUUUAUUUUAGUUUUGUAAAUAGUGCAAAUAAACUAGACGAGGGUUAAUAUCUUAAUUCCUGAUUCAAAUAUCCCCUUCACCUCUUCCCAGAUCCAAUCGUUUCUUUGCCCUUGAGUUCCCGCUAGUCUCAAAUCCAAAGACACCCAACAACCCCCCCACUCAAUCCGUUUCCUGUCCCAAUAAAGACAGCUCUUCCAAAGACCGCUCAGAUAUGGCGGCUCGAGUAGUUUCAUGCACUAGGUCUGGAACUGAUCACCCUUUCUGUUUUUAUUAAAGUGCAAUGAAAGAAAAAAAUUGUUUUGUCAUGUUGAGACCCACAAGGAAUUUGCAAACUGUGCUUUGGGCUGUGGUGGUCUUGCUGAAACUCUUUUGUUUUAAAACGUUCUUCAAUUCACCAAGGGUAGAUGCUACUUAGGCUUCAAAGAAUUAGUAAUAACUAAAACUAAUUAAAUGUGAACAAAAGAAAGGAUUUGUGUGUACAGCAAAACAAAUUUUAAGAGUGAUAAAACAGGGUAAAAUAAUUUAAGUGUAGAGAAAAUCUAAUAUUUCUGGCUCAUAUCAGCCUCAGUCAGAGCGAUUGUUUCUCUAAAUUUGUUCAUUUACGUAUUUACAUGAGAUUUUAAGCUUAAGAAUAAGAAAGGGUUUGGUGGUACUGUGCACUCGGUUACUGCGCAUUUUUAUUGCCAAAUGUUAUACUUAUCCAGAUUUCUGUUUCUUUUAUUUUUGGCCCAGUUUCAACAUUUAUAUACAAGUUAUUACAGAUUUAUGCAAGAUGUUUUCUUUAUCUGUAAGAAGAUGGAAGGACCUGUUGAUGGAUAAGUGGAUUGAAAAAAUCUGAAACAAAUCUCAGUGAAUGAGAUAGAGAAUGAAGUUUAGACCUUUGAAAUAAACUAGAGAAACAUAUUUACAUAAUCCCAAAUUUUUCAGAUUUUGUGGGAUUGUAUAAAAAAAAUAACACUAUUUGAAGCUCACAUAAACCUUGUUCAGGCACUCCCUGAGCUCCUCACAGCUGGAUUUAGUCAGUCAGCAUAAUUUUCUUUAAAGUGUUUACAAUGAAAUAAAGAUUGGUAGGCAAAGAGGUGACCAAGACACCGUAGAUAGAUACAAGAUAAAUAAAACAUACCCUCCUCUAUGUAUGUAUUGUUUCCAUUGCUGUACAUAAACAUCAGCUUAUUAAGACACCCUAAACCACACUGAGGACAAAAGGGGAAUAAGUCCUCACCUUCAAAUCUGAGGGUAUUCUUAUCUUAUCAGUUUUAAUUGCUUCUUAAGACAUUUCAGUUUCACAUUAGACAUUGUUAUCAAUUUAUGAUCAUAUGCACCCUCUCUCUCCACCAGAACAAGCUUCUUUCAUGCAUCCUGUUAUUGUUGUUGUUGGUUUUACUGAGGUGUUGCCUUUAAAGCGAGAGUUUGCUAUGAUGUAUUGGAGUUGGAUAAUGAUAUUUGCACUUGAAAUAUUAUUGCUCAUGUAAAGAAAUGUCUGGUUUUUGUAUUGUUUUUUUAAUGAAUGCAACUGGUGUUUCUUUUUUUUUUUUCUUGUAGCUUGUUUGUUCAUGAGAUGCUCACUCAUCGUUUAGUCUGUAGAGAUGAUACAGUGUCAGCCGUUUGGAUAAAAAGAGGGAGAAAAAAGAACUUUGUACAGAGGGGAAUCAAAUAGGUUUACACUUGUUUCUGCCCAAGACACUUAUAAAAAUAAACAUACUGUACUUCAGCUUACUUUUCAAUGUAUUUAAUGUGUUUAUAAAUGAUUGUACACAGGACAAAAUAUUAAACAGUGCAUUAUUAAAGGUUGAUUUUAACAAUAA